Molecule: messenger RNA, 2205 nt
Organism: Gossypium arboreum
Lineage: Eukaryota; Viridiplantae; Streptophyta; Magnoliopsida; Malvales; Malvaceae
Exons: 6
Coding region: 1-2205 (734 amino acids)
Biological process (GO): DNA integration
Molecular function (GO): nucleic acid binding
Source: RefSeq, a predicted model, not a curated record
AUGGUGCUGCCAGCUAGGGCCCCAUAUCGUAUGUCCCCACCAGAAUUGGAGGAAUUACGGAAACAGUUAAAGGAGCUUUUAGACGCGGGAUUCAUUAGGCCAUCUAAAUCUCCGUAUGGUGCACCAGUGCUAUUUCAAAAGAAACAUGAUGGGUCAUUUCGAAUGUGUAUCGAUUAUCGGGCCCUAAACAAGAUCACCGUAAGGAAUAGGUACCCUAUUCCCCUCAUUGCAAAUUUGUUCGACCAACUUGGUAGUACGAGAUGGGUUACCAAGUUGGACUUGAGAUCGGGGUACCAUCAAGUUCGGAUAGCCGAAGGAGACAAGCCAAAGAUAGCUUGUGUGACACGUAAGUCACUCGAUGAACAUGUGGAGGAUUUGAGGGAAGUGUUCCAAACUUUGAGGGAAAAUGAGCUAUUCGUCAAAGAGGAGAAAUGCACCUUUGCUCCACGAGAGGUGCCAUUUCUAGGUCACAUUGUAGGAGGUGGCAAGAUCCGGAUGGAUGAAAGCAAGGUUCGGGCCAUUGCCGAGUGGGAGGCUCCAACCAAGGUGAUAGAGUUGAGAUCUUUCCUUGGGUUGGCAAACUACUAUAGACGCUUUAUCGAAGGUUACUCUAGAAUUACUGCACCCUUGACGGGCAUGUUGAAAAAGGGUAAGGUAUGGGAUUGGAACCCACAGUGUGAGAGGGCCUUCAAUCAAUUGAAGCAAGUAAUGACAAGUGAGCCCGUACUUGCAUUACCGAAUUACUUGAAGCCUUAUAAAGUACGCACGGAUGCGUCAGAUUAUGCCAUUAGAGGAGUACUGAUGCAAGAGGGUCAUCCCAUUGCUUUCGAAAGUCGAAAGCUUAAUGAGACGGAACGGAGAUAUACGAUCCAAGAAAAGGAAAUAACCACUGUGGUGCAUUGCUUGCGCACAUGGAGGUAUUAUUUACUGGGUUCCAGGUUUGUGCCGAAAGAUGGAAUUCGCGGCCAUCAGUCAACUCAACGGUUCUUAUUAGAGCGCAUUCGAGAAGGGUUGUAUCAUGACCCCAUAGCCAAAGGCUUGAUUGAGUUGGCCAAGGAGGGGAAAACGAUGGGAUUUUGGCUUGAUGGGGAACUACUAUACACCCAUGGGCACCGCCUCUAUAUGCCUCACUUUGGGAAAUUGCGCAAGGAAGUCAUGAAAGAAUGCCAUGACUCACGAUGGGCGGGCCAUCUGGGAAUACACCGUACCUUGGCCCUUUUGAAGGAUCGAUACUAUUGGCCUCACAUGGGUGAAGAUGUGGAGACCUAUAUGAAGACUUGUCUAGUAUGCCAACAAGACGAGGUUGAGUUAAAGAGUCCCGUCGGCUUGUUACAACCCUUGCCCAUUCCGGAAAGGCCAUGGGAGAGUGUAUCCAUGGAUUUUAUUGUGGGUUUGCCUAAGUCUGACGGAUUUGCAAGUAUUCUUGUUAUGGUAGACAGGUUUUCAAAGUAUGCAACGUUUAUUUCUGCUACCAAGGAGUGCCACAUUGAGGGGGCAGCUCGCUUAUUUCUUAGACACGUGGUAAAAUAUUGGAGAGUGCUACUGUCUAUUAUCAGUGAUCGAGAAGGGAGAUUUACGGGCCGGUUCUGGACAAAGCUGUUCAAGUCAAUGGGCUCGAACUUGAACUUUUCAACAAGUAUGCAUCCACAAAUUGAUGGGCAAACGGAACGAGUGAAUGCAUUGUUGGAGACAUAUCUUCGACAGUAUCGAAGUGGGGCAACGAAUCAAAGUCCAUUCGAAAUAGUGACAGGUCAACAGCCACUCACACCUAACGCUGUUGCGACCCAUUAUACAGGACCAAAUCCUACUGCAUAUGGAUUUGCGAAGGAUUGGCAAGAAAAGAAUGACUUGGCUAGGGCUUGUUUACACAAAGCAAGCAAGCGCAACAAGAAGUGGGCCGAUCAGAAUCGAAGGGAUGUGCAGUUUCAGGUUUACACAAGGGGCUUGUGCGGAGAUCGUAUGGUGAGACGAAGGUAUCAUCGACCACGACAUGAAUACUUGGUACAAUGGAAAGGACUACCUGACAGUGAAGCAAGUUGGGAAAUUGCCAAGGCAUUGUGGCAAUUCCAAGAGAAGAUAGCCCCGUUCCAUGAGGGGGACGUGAUGAGGGCGUCGCUAGAACAAGUAGGGGAGAAUGUCAUGGGUUGCAAAGGGAAAUGUCAUGGGUUGCGAAGGGAAACUUGCAACCAUGAUGGACUUAUGUGA